GUUUUUCCAAACAAUCCCUUCAAUUCCUUACCUCUUUAUCUACUCCUUCCUCUUUCAAACUUUCAACUCAUUCUUAAAAAUACUUCCAUUCUUUCUCUCUCUUCUCUCUCUCUCUCUCUCUCUCUCUCUUAAACUUCCUACAAAUAAUGUCUUCCUCAGUUGCAAGCUUAGAACAUUCCCUUUCCUUCAACACAAGUAGCUUCUCCUUCACUAACCUCAUGAACUCCUCUUCCUCCUUCACCGACUUCUUCGCAAGCACAACCAAUGAUGAUCAACAUGUUUUGGAGGGUGAUUACAACACUAACACAAAAGAGAAGACUACUACUAAUAACAAUAACAAUAACAAUAACAAUAACAAUAAUAAUGACAUUAAUAGUACUAAUUGGUCCGGAUUUGAUCAACUCAUUGAAGUUCCUAAGUUCAAGUCUAUGGCUCCUUCUUCUCUUUCUGUCACCGAGACUACUCCCCUCGCUUCGUCUUCUUCGUUUUUGAACACUCCUAAUGCUUUUAGUCCUUCCAUCUUCUUGGAUUCGCCUCUCCUCAAUAGUUUCCCAUCUCCAACUGUAGGAGCCUUUGGUGGUGAGGGAUUCAAUUGGACUCAACUAGGUGCUAAUAAGGAUGAAGGAAGAAACAACAAUUUUACUUUCCAUGCUUCUUCAAACAACUCAAUUGAAGGGUGGAAUUUGGAUGAACCGAAGAAGCAAAAUGAGAUGAUUAACAACAAAGAUCAAAUCAAUUCAAAAUCCGAGUUUACUACUGUUAAUCAAACCAUGCCAUAUGAAAUGAACACAACAAAAACAGAUGUUGGUACUAAUAUGCAAAGAGGGUACAAUGCUCAACCAGUUCAGAUGAAUCGAGCACAGAAAAGAGCUGAAGAUGGGUAUUGUUGGAGGAAAUAUGGGCAGAAGCAAGUCAAGGGUAGCGAAAAUCCUCGGAGUUAUUACAAGUGCUCACACCCAACUUGUCCUACGAAGAAGAAAGUCGAGCGAUCACCAGAAGGUUAUGUUACUGAGAUUGUGUACAAGGGAAGUCACAACCAUCCGAAGCCUCAACCUGGUAGAAGAUCAUCUGUUCAGAAUAAUAACAAUAAUAACAGUGGGUUUGAUGGUUCAGAGGGUUCUUCUAAUACAGCCCUUAUCAUGUCACAGACUGAUAAUUAUUCUUCCUUUACUCCUGAGACAUCCUCUGUUUCUGUUGAUGAGGAAGACGAGUUUGAUCAGACUUCCGCCAUGAGUAAAUCAGUUAAAGAAGAUGAUCAUGAACCUGAAUCCAAAAGAUGGAAAGGAGAGAAUGAAGGGGAAGUGAUGUCAGGUUACGGAAACAGAACAGUGAAAGAACCAAGAGUAAUAGUUCAGACAACCAGUGAAAUUGAUAUUCUUGAUGAUGGGUAUAGAUGGAGAAAAUAUGGGCAGAAAGUAGUUAAGGGAAACCCCAAUCCUAGGAGCUAUUACAAAUGUACGAGCACAGGUUGCCCAGUAAGAAAGCACAUAGAGAGGGCAUCCCAUGACAUGAGGGCUGUUAUAACAACAUACGAAGGAAAGCACAACCACGAUGUUCCUGCAGCUCGUGGAAGCGCCAGCUAUAACAAUGUCCCGAUGCCAGUUAGGCCAUCAGCCAUAGCCAGCCAACCUAACCAGAUAAUUGGCCUAAGACCUAUCAACAACAACACCAACAACAACAACAACAACAACAUAUCAAAUACCUCAAGACCAGAAGCUCACCAGGCACCCUUUUCAUUGCAGAUGCUGCAAAAUAAUACUGCAACCUUUGGGUUUUCAGGGUUUGGAAAUCCUUCUGAAGCCAAGGAAGAGCCUAUCGACAACAUGCUGUUAGAAUCUUUUUUUCGUUGAAUUUCAAAAACAAAGCGCUUAACAAUUAGGUUUAGAAUCAUCUACUUCUUUCAUGUAAAAAAAAAAGUAUACACAUCUUCCAGACUCUAUAAGUCUUAGCUUUUACAAAAUAAGCAUAGUUAGGUAAUUUGUUUAUUUGUUAAAAGGCCCUUAAGCUUGCUUUUAAGCUUCCCAGGCCAAUAGAAAAUUUAGGUUUGUAAUAUUACCAUCAAAUUGAAUAUCAAAGUUUUAGCAUUUACAUUUUUUAACCAAAA
Spinacia oleracea (spinach) is the source of this 2104-nucleotide messenger RNA. Its product is annotated as probable WRKY transcription factor 33. Gene Ontology annotation, molecular function: sequence-specific DNA binding; DNA-binding transcription factor activity. The coding region runs from base 147 to 1850 and encodes 567 amino acids. Gene Ontology annotation, biological process: regulation of DNA-templated transcription. Lineage: Eukaryota; Viridiplantae; Streptophyta; Magnoliopsida; Caryophyllales; Amaranthaceae. The record is from RefSeq and is a predicted model, not a curated record. The transcript is spliced from 5 exons.